AUUUUCAUUUGUUUUUCAGAAAAAGAGCAACAGGAAGCAAUUGAACACAUUGAUGAAGUACAGAAUGAAAUAGACAGACUGAAUGAACAAGCCAGUGAGGAAAUUUUGAAAGUAGAACAGAAAUACAAUAAACUCCGCCAACCAUUCUUCCAGAAGAGGUCAGAAUUGAUCGCCAAAAUCCCAAAUUUCUGGGUAACAACAUUUGUCAACCACCCACAAGUAUCUGCACUGCUGGGAGAAGAAGAUGAGGAAGCACUGCAUUAUUUGACCAGAGUCGAGGUGACAGAAUUUGAAGACAUCAAAUCAGGUUACAGAAUAGAUUUUUAUUUUGAUGAGAAUCCAUACUUUGAAAAUAAAGUUCUCUCCAAAGAGUUUCACCUCAAUGAAAGUGGAGACCCAUCUUCAAAAUCAACUGAGAUCAAAUGGAAAUCUGGGAAGGAUCUGACAAAACGUUCAAGCCAGACACAGAACAAAGCCAGUAGGAAGAGGCAGCAUGAAGAGCCAGAAAGUUUCUUUACCUGGUUCACUGACCACUCCGAUGCAGGGGCUGAUGAACUAGGAGAAGUCAUCAAGGAUGACAUCUGGCCAAAUCCGCUACAGUACUACUUGGUUCCUGAUAUGGAUGAUGAAGAGGGGGAGGGAGAGGAGGAUGAUGAUGAUGAUGAAGAGGAAGAAGGAUUGGAGGAUAUUGAUGAAGAAGGAGAUGAAGAUGAGGGGGAGGAAGAUGAAGACGAUGAUGAGGGAGAGGAAGGAGAGGAGGAUGAAGGAGAAGAUGACUAAUUGAACACUGAUGGAUUCCAAACCCCCUUUUUACCUUUUUAAUUUUUCUCCAGUCCCUGGGAGCAAGUUGCUGUCUUUUUUUUCUUGUGCUCAGUCGCCUUGUUCUCUUGAGGUCUCUUUUUCUCUCCUCUACACCAUGGUUCACAAUUUAUUUUGGGGGAAAUACCUUGAGCAGAAUACAGUGGAAAAGAAUCUACCAGUUUCUGUUUCAAGUCCAUUUUUAUCCCUUUCUGUCUCAAAACAAAAACUGUUUAUGGAAUCAACACACAAUGUUCUGUGGGAAAAAAGAAAACCUUCUGCUCCCUUCACUCUGCUGGAAGCUGAAGAGUGCUAGGCCCCUGUGUAGUAGUGCAUAGAAUCUAGCUUUUUUCCUUCUUUCUCUGUAUAUUGGGCUCAGAGAUUACACUGUGUCUCUAUGUGAAUAUGGACAGUUAGCAUUUACCAACAUGUAUCUGUCUACUUUCUCUUGUUUAAAAAAAAGAAAAAAUAAAAAAAAAUGGGGUUAUAGAAGGUCAGCUGGGGUGGGUUUCAGAUGUUUGGGUGGGUUAAGUGGGCAUUUUGACAACAUGGCUUCUUCUCCUUUGGCAUGUUUAAUUGUGAUGUUUAACAAACAUCCUUGCAGUUUAAGAUGACACUUUUAAAAUAAAAUCUUCUCCUAAUGAUGACUUUGAGCCCUGCCACUUGAUGGAGAAUCAGCAGAACCUGUAGGAUCUUAUUUGGAAUUGACAUUCUCUAUUGUAAUUUUGUUCUUGUUUAUUUUUAAAUUCUUUUUUUUUGUUUCACUGGAAAGGAAAGAAAGAUGCUCAGUUUUAAACGUUAAAGUGUACAAGUUGCUUUGUUACAAUAAAACUAAAUGUGUACACAAAGGGACUGGUUGGUCUUCACUGAAAGAAACAGUUUUAAUACCCUGUUUUGAACUUGGUUGUAGUUUCUUGGCAUUUUUGGGGGCAUUUGGUCAGUAUUUAGGUAGUGCAAUGCAACGUUGUGGUUGCGUGGACUGAUAAUCAGUUCAUUUAGUUUCCACUAUUUCAGUACUUGUAAAAUGUUUCAUUUGGUAGUUACUACUGCACACUCCAUUUCUUGAAUUACCUAACUCUGUAAGACAGGGCUGUAGGUGCAUAUGCCUUGUGUGAAGACAGAGGUUUAUAUUCAUGUUUUGCAAAAAGAAAAAUCACUUGAUUCUUAGAUUUAUUUUUUUUUAAGUAGUAACUUGAAGUACUGUAUCUCCAGUAAAUCGGUUUGCAUGAAAAGAUCAUGCAAGCUCAGAAUAAAAAGACCAAGGGGUCUUAUAAUAAGAUUGGCUCUUUUUGUAAGUCUUUUCAGUUGAAAAUAAAUCUUAAAUGCAAGCUAAUUUUUGGGCUAUUUCAAGAGCAAGAUUCUUAGCGAAGCUCGUGUAUAAAAAGUUGCUACUUCGCUGCUUUCUUUCCUUGGUGGCAGCAUGUAUAUAUGCUUUAGAUAUACUGUACUCUUUUUCAUUUUAAAGAGACUGCAUUUGAGUAGCUUGUAACACUUUCACAUAGAGGUUGUUGGUACUGGUAUUCCACAAAGUGUAAUGAAAGUUGUUUUAACAUGCUGUGCUUUUGAAAUAUUUAAAAAAGUGUUGUAUCAGCUAAUCUAAGAUUCAAACAGCUAGUUCUCUUUGGAUGUGUAGAAAAGUCUGUCUUCUGGGAAGACUUGCUGUUAUAUUAUCUGAUUCCUUUUCCUCACAGAAUUUGCUAUAGUCAAAUUCAGCUUUUUUUUAUGCUUAAGAAUACACUUAGCAGACCAAGAUUAAUCUCUAUUUGAGACAUGCCCAAAUAACGUGCGUGGGGGAAACAUGCUGUAAGUGUCUGGUCCAGCUUGGAUUCAAUCCAGUUAUCGGAGACAAUACGACGUCCAGUCUGCAUGUGAUCAAUGCAAAAAUAAGGCAACCAUUUACUUUAUUCCAUCUCAACGAAAGCUGCCCUGAUCCUGCUUGCAGAGCAAAGUGAAAUGUUAAUUGGUAAUGGUUUCUCACCGUCUAGAGAGAGAAGGAACAAAACCUAUGAAGUGUAUAAAUUUUAGAUUCUUUUUCAUUUGAUUCCUUUUUGUUGUAAGAUUGAAAACCACUUCCUGUUGUGGUAGAGGGUCGAUGUGCUAUUACUUGCCCUGAUGCCUCGUUACUUGAUUUGUAUGUAGUCCUAAUUGAUUGUAGUUCUUCAAAGAAAAGAAUUUUUUCCUAGUCUUUAAUGCUGUAGGAAAACUACUGUGCCAUUGUUGUUACACCCCUGUUGGCUACUAGCAGAAAACCUAUAAAAACUGUUUGGAAAGUAAUCAAAGCUUCAGGUUCUGUAAAGUCAAAUACCAUGAACAAGAAAUGAGAAGUCUGGAUAAUGAAAUGCUACUUCUGAGAUUUUUCUUGCACGUUCUUUAGGAUUUUACAGGGUGCCAAAACACUCUUGCUACUGUACUGAUAAUACUGAAUUUCCUGUGAAACUUAAGGUUUACUCCUGGCAAUGGCUAAAGAGUAAACUAACGUGCUAAAAGAAUAAAUCAUAUUUGUUAAGUG
Pygoscelis adeliae (Adelie penguin) is the source of this 3307-nucleotide messenger RNA. It is a transcript of the gene SET, whose product is annotated as SET nuclear proto-oncogene. Gene Ontology annotation, cellular component: nucleus; chromatin. The record is from RefSeq and is a predicted model, not a curated record. The annotation marks the transcript as partial. Gene Ontology annotation, molecular function: histone binding; chromatin binding. Gene Ontology annotation, biological process: nucleosome assembly. The transcript has 7 exons. Lineage: Eukaryota; Metazoa; Chordata; Aves; Sphenisciformes; Spheniscidae.